AUGUUGGCCUACUUUUCGUUGCCCGUCCUGCUGUUGACGACCGACGAUCUUUUUGAAGACCAAGACGAGCAAAAGCGGCUGUUGAUCGAGAAUUACCCCAUUUACAAGCCGGUGGCUCUGGUGCAGACGUCGCUCGUCUUCUACCUACCCGUCUUCCAUCAAUUUGCAAAGUUUUUGAUGGUCACUGCAACAGUGUAUGGGACCUACCUGUGGCUGCAAGUCGGCUUCACCUGGAGCUCGAUGCGCCAAGUGCGAGCGCUUCUCAAAUACGCCGCCGAUGAUAUGGACCCCGGCAUGAAGCUCAUCGCAAAGGGGAUGAAAGUUAGACUCGCGGUCUUCAUGAUGACGCUGGUGAAGCCGGCGAUUUUCGUGGCGUUCAUCAUCUUUUUGCACAUUUGGAAUGCGAACGAGCUCGUCAACUCGGCCUGGGUGCUGAUCUCGAUGCACGGGCUUAUCCACACAAUUGGACUUUGCUAUGUUGAGAGCAACUAUCGUAGGGCGAUUCUGACGUUUAUUGCACGCCUAUGCCGUCGCCCGCGGCGCGGCCCAAAACCGCCACUCGACGGGGUGCGCUACCAAACAAACGAGGAGCCCGUGUCGCUUGGCACCUCACAAGUGACAAUCCUCGAGGCG
Molecule: messenger RNA, 633 nt
Organism: Mesorhabditis spiculigera
Lineage: Eukaryota; Metazoa; Nematoda; Chromadorea; Rhabditida; Rhabditidae
Source: the annotation of a GenBank genome assembly